This is a messenger RNA of Arvicanthis niloticus (Nile rat), 2147 nucleotides long. Its product is annotated as flavin-containing monooxygenase 5-like. Gene Ontology annotation, molecular function: flavin adenine dinucleotide binding; N,N-dimethylaniline monooxygenase activity; NADP binding. NCBI's taxonomy places the organism in Eukaryota, Metazoa, Chordata, Mammalia, Rodentia, Muridae. The record is from RefSeq and is a predicted model, not a curated record.
UCUUCAAGAGCAUGGGAGGAACGACAUCUCUAUCUUCAUUAAGAAGUCCAAACUAAACUUCAGUUUCCUCCUUUCCAAGGGCUUGAGCCUCUGAGUUCAGAGACUACGUGUUAUCAUCUUCUGUGGCCUCUAGCAAUCACAGUACAUAGUCCACAGUUUGAGUCAUUCCACAGUGUGUAUAAUAUAUAAAAAGGUGGUAGCACCAUGGCCAAGAAGCGGAUAGCUGUGAUCGGAGCUGGGAUCAGUGGCCUGGGAGCCAUCAAGUGUUGCUUGGAUGAAGACCUGGAGCCCACCUGCUUUGAGAGAAGUGAUGACAUCGGAGGCCUGUGGAAAUUUCAAAAAAACCCUUCAGAGAAAAUGCCUAGUAUCUACAGAUCUGUGUCCAUCAACACUUCAAAGGAGAUGAUGUGUUUCAGUGAUUUUCCCGUCCCUGAUCACUUUCCCAACUACAUGCACAACUGCAAACUCAUGGACUACUUCAGGAUGUAUGCCGAGCGCUUCAGCCUUCUGGAUUACAUUCGAUUUAAGACCACAGUGAGGAGUGUGAGAAAGCGUCCAGACUUCAGUGUCCAUGGACAAUGGGAUGUUGUUGUGGAGGCAGAUGGGAAACGGGAGAGCCUGGUCUUUGAUGGGAUUCUGGUCUGCAGUGGCCAUCACACAGACCCCCACCUGCCACUCAAGUCCUUCCCAGGCAUUGAGAAGUUUGAAGGCAGUUAUUUCCACAGCCGGGAGUACAAAAGUCCGGAGGAUUACGUAGGAAAGAGAAUCAUAGUGGUUGGCAUUGGGAAUUCCGGUGUAGAUAUUGCCGUGGAGCUCAGUUGUGUCGCAAAACAGGUAUUCCUCAGCACCAGACGGGGAUCGUGGAUUUUACACCGUGUUUGGAAUAAUGGCUAUCCUAUGGAUAGUUCACUUUUCACUCGGUUCCAUAGCUUCCUCCAGAAGACACUAACCACAGAAGCAGUGAAUAAGUACCUGGAGAAGCUACUGAACUCAAGAUUCAACCACGCACAUUAUGGCCUGCAGCCACAGCACAGACCGCUGAGUCAGCAUCCCACCGUCAGUGAUGACCUUCCAAAUCGCAUCAUUUCUGGAAAAGUCCAAGUGAAGCCUAACGUGAAGGAGUUCACGGGAACACAUGUUGUUUUUGAUGAUGGCACAAUGGAGGAAAAUAUUGAUGUUGUCAUCUUUGCCACGGGAUACAGCUUUUCUUUUCCAUUCCUUGACGGUCUGAUUGCAGUUACUGACAAUGAAGUGUCCCUGUAUAAGCUGAUGUUCCCUCCAGACCUGGAGAAGCCAACACUGGCUGUCAUUGGACUCAUCCAGCCCGUGGGCAUCAUCCUACCAAUUGCAGAACUUCAGUCUCGCUGGGCUGUGCGGGUGUUCAAAGGGCUGAGCAAAUUACCCUCAGUGAAGGCCAUGAAGGCAGACAUCGACCAAAGGAAAAAGGCUAUGGAGAAACGGUAUGUGAAGACAGCCAGGCACACAAUCCAAGUGGACCACAUUGAGUACAUGGAUGAGAUUGCCUCUCUGGCAGGGGUGAAGCCCAACCUCCUGUUCCUGUUUCUCUCGGAUCCAGUUCUGGCCACGGAAGUCUUCUUUGGGCCCUGUACCCCUUACCAAUACCGUUUGCAAGGUCCAGGGAAAUGGGACGGGGCCCGGAGAGCCAUCCUGACUCAGAGAGAGCGGAUCAUCAAGCCCUUGAAGACUCGAAUUACUAGUGAGAAGAGUGACUCUGCCUCCGGUCUCUUUUGGAUAAAGAUGGCACUAUUCGGCCUGGCAUUUUUGGUUACAUAUUUUAGUUAUAUUUGUCAUGAUAAACACAAAUGAAUGAAUCGUUUAGUAGGAAAAACAUGUACCUCUAUUCAUUGUAGGUUGUUGCAAAGCCUUUAGUCAGCAGCAUACAGCAAUCUCAUGUAACACUGCUAUAGCUACAGAAAUGUUUAGAUGGUCUUUAUAAGUAGUAGAGUCCUUUAAGAUGCGUAUUCACUAACAUUUAUAAAACAUUUUGAAUGCACGAUAAGAGCUUAUGUUUAAACAGUCUUGAGACCUUAUUUAAAGCUGGAGAGACUUUUGCCUCCAAAUGGACCAUAGCUGGUUCCACCAAGGUUGGUUAUAUUUGUGGGAAUUUAUAAACAUUCACUUUGCAC